This is a messenger RNA of Myotis brandtii (Brandt's bat), 1980 nucleotides long. RefSeq names its product serine/arginine-rich splicing factor 7 (gene SRSF7). Lineage: Eukaryota; Metazoa; Chordata; Mammalia; Chiroptera; Vespertilionidae. Gene Ontology annotation, molecular function: RNA binding; zinc ion binding. Gene Ontology annotation, cellular component: nuclear speck. Gene Ontology annotation, biological process: mRNA splicing, via spliceosome. The transcript is spliced from 8 exons. Bases 111 to 839 code for a protein of 242 amino acids. The record is from RefSeq and is a predicted model, not a curated record.
UCCUCGUAGUGCUGUUGGGACCGUUGGUGUGCGAGGUCUUUGCAGCUUCUGGCGUCACUCGGAUCCUGGGCUCUGCGAGCUGAACGAGCCGAGCUCGUGGGCCAGUCAUCAUGUCGCGCUACGGGCGGUACGGAGGAGAAACCAAGGUGUAUGUUGGUAACCUGGGAACAGGUGCUGGCAAAGGAGAGUUAGAAAGGGCUUUCAGUUACUAUGGCCCCUUAAGAACUGUGUGGAUUGCAAGAAAUCCUCCUGGAUUUGCCUUUGUGGGAUUUGAAGACCCUAGAGAUGCAGAAGAUGCAGUUCGAGGCCUGGAUGGCAAGGUGAUUUGUGAUUCCCGAGUGAGGGUUGAACUAUCAACAGGCAUGCCUCGGAGAUCUUAUUUGGAUAGACCACCUGCCCGACAUCCCUUUGAUCCAAAUGAUAGAUGCUAUGAGUGUGGUGAAAAGGGACAUUAUGCUUAUGAUUGUCAUCGCUAUAGCCGACGAAGAAGAAGCAGGUCACGGUCUAGAUCACAUUCGAGAUCCAGAGGUAGACGAUAUUCUCGCUCACGGAGCAGGAGCAGGAGCAAGAGCAGGGCAAGGAGGUCAAGAUCAGCAUCUCCUCGACGAUCAAGAUCUGUAUCUCUUCGUAGAUCACGAUCAGCUUCACUCAGACGAUCUAGAUCUGGUUCUAUAAAAGGAUCGAGGUAUUUCCAAUCUCGGUCAAGGUCAAGAUCAAGAUCCAGGUCUAUUUCACGACCAAGAAGCAGCCGAUCAAAGUCCAGAUCUCCAUCUCCAAAAAGAAGUCGUUCCCCAUCAGGAAGUCCAAGAAGAAGUGCAAGUCCUGAAAGAGUGGACUGAAGUUCUCAAGUUCACCUUUUAGGGAAAAGUUAUUUUGUUUACAUUAUUAUAAGGGAUUUGUGAUGUUUGUAAAAAGUAACCUAGGAAGGUUAUUUCGACCAUCUAAUCAAAAUGGAUCUGGAUUAUUACUCUGUAAAUUCACAGCAGUAAGAUAAUAUAAAUUUUUGUUGAAUGUAUUAACAUCUUAUGGUUUGCAAAUGUGAGUUUUUAUUUGGCACAUUUAAAUAAAAUGUUUCUAACUAGAUUUUUGAUCUGUGUUCAAUAUUAAUACUUGGUAAGCUUCAGUAGUCAACCUUGAUAUCAACCAUAUAAGUACAGACCUACAUUCAAAGUUUAAUGGUGUGGAGUCUUCAACAUCAUUAACUAGUAUCUAUACAGUUGGAAAAUUCCCUUUUACCUAUAGAGGUUUGGGUAAUAUAACUCAAAUCCUCCUUAAUAGCAUGAAUGCAUCAUGACAAGUCCCUGAAUUAAUCGGAGUUACAUAUUAUCAGGCUAAUGAUAUCAAUCUGUCAAGCUAGAGAAACCACUGAUUUGCCUAUAAAUAAGCGUGACAACUAAACCAAGAGCUUAUUAAAGAAGUAAUUGGACUCAAUGCUUGAACUGAAUUAUUUUUCAGCUCUAAGUACAGUGACAGGUUUUCAGGCUAUUUGAUGGGAUGUCAAUCAGAACUCGAUUUUAGGAAGUUCUCAGUGUUACUUGAGACAAUUUUAUAACAUUUUUGCAUGUUUGAGGAAUUGUCUAAAUCUGGGACAAAAUAUCUUCAUGUAAACCAGCUUUGCAAAAUUUUCCAGACACUCUUCUCUAUCCUUUCAAAUGGAUUGCCUUAUUUUGAGCAGAGAUCUGUUAAUUCUAAGCUAGAUUUUUUCAAUUCCCAACCACCAACAUAACUAUCUUAUUUUGCCAGGCUGGUACAAAGUGAUUAAGGAUGUCAAGCAGAAAUGUUCAUGAGACAGUUUUGUAAAUCUCACCUAUAUUUAGCAAUACCUUACGUAGUUUUUUGGUAGCAUCAGGUAGACCUGAGACUAUUCUAGCCAGUAGAUUAUUUAGACUAAAUGUCUUUUGUAGGGCAGUAAUAAUUAUUUGAGUUUCCUGGUCAAGCUUUUCCCAGGUAUUCUCUAGUCUUGGUGCAAAAAAAAAAAAA